CACAAAUCACCUAGCCUGAGCUGGAAACUGACAGAGAGGACAUUGGCAGUGGCCCCUCUCACACCCCAUCACAUCAACCAUCCUUCACUGAGCAGCCAUGACAUCUCGAAAAACGCAGCAAGAGAUCGAUCGGACCUUCAAGAAGGUCGCGGAAGGCAUCCAAUCCUUCGAGGGCAUAUAUGAGAAGAUCAAGACCACGACUAACCUUGCCCAGAGAGACAAGCUCGAGGACAACCUAAAACGAGAGAUCAAGAAACUACAGCGAUUUCGUGACCAGAUCAAGACAUGGGCUUCCGGAAACGAGGUGAAGGACAAAGGUCCGCUUCUAGAACAGCGGAGAGCUAUUGAAACUUGCAUGGAACAAUUCAAAGCUGUCGAGAAGGAGAUGAAGACGAAAGCCUAUUCGAAAGAGGGAUUAUCAGCCGCCGCAAGAUUAGACCCCAAGGAAAAGGAGAGAGUGGAAACCUGCGAGUUUCUCUCGUCGAUGGUGGAUAUUCUUCAGCAGAAGAUAGAGGCUAUGGAGGCCGAGGAGGAGAUGCUACAAGCUACAAUGAAGAAGGGCAAAAAGGACGCGUCGAAGGCAACCAGAUUAGCGGACAUCUCGAGGAUAUCGGAACGGCAUAAAUGGCACGUCGCGAAACUGGAGCUGUUACUUCGAUCAUUACAAAACGGAAAUGUGGAAACGGGUCAAGUUAUCGAUAUCAAAGAAGCCAUAAAAUAUUACGCUGAAGACGGUCACAAUGCAGAUUUUUGCGGCGAAGACGAGACAAUAUAUGAUGAUAUCGAACUUGGAGACGACGAAGCUCAAUUCGGCAUGGGUCUAGACAAUGAUCGUGUGUCCUCACAAGACACCCAAUCGAUACAAGAGGACGACCAGUCGGAGGUACGAAGAGGGAAAGCGGAUACCGGUCCUCCAAGACGCUCGUCAACACAAACGAAAUCGCCUCUAUCGGCCCUCGCAACGCUUAACCUCAAUGGACAGUCAUCCACGCCGGCCCCCACCAUGAAACCUGCGCCACCACCAACAAGGUUACCCGGAGAGACUUUGAAAUAUGCUUCUGCGGCGGCCGCUGCCGCUGCAAGCGAUAAGAACGGAGUCGGCAUAGCUCCUUUACCCCCGCCGCCUGGGGCAAGUCCUGCAAUAUCCAACGCACAACCGGUUUCGAAACCCCCGUCUUCUGCAUCGCCUCAAGUAGCACCCGCGCAACCCGUACAAAGAUUGAUAUCCAACGCUGCCAACUCUGAUGACUUGAGCAACCAGUCUAAAUCUCCGACUUUGAGCAGCGUCGCGGCGAGCCGGCCAGGCACUGUGCCACCUACACCCGCGAUCACCAAGGCUGAAACGACAACACAGAAGCAGCAACAACCGCAACAACAACCACAGCCACAGCCACAGCCGUCGAAGGAUCGCCCUAUAGCCAACGGUGAAAAGAAGGAAGAAUCGAAUGCCGAAGAGUCUGUCUAUCACCUGCCACCCGGCCUUCAAGACUUGAUACACUCCUUCGAGGCUACGAAGUCCAGAGCAACUGCACCUCAGUCCGGAUCAACGCAACGAUUACUAGUAGCGAGUCAUAAUACGUGCCCAGAACCGAGCGAUGCCGAGAAGCCACGCCACUACAAGCCUCAAACACCUUACAACACCCCACUUUACUACCCGCAGGACGUGCUUCCCAUCUUCGAUGACCCACGGCUCUACGAAAAUGGAAGAAUAGAGACAGACACGCUGUUCUACCUAUUCUAUUAUCGUCAGGCGACGUAUCAACAAUACCUAGCUGCCAAAGCGCUCAAGAACCAAAGCUGGCGGUUCCACAAGCAGUACCAGACAUGGUUCCAGAGACAUGAGGAACCAAAGACGAUUACGGAGGAGUUUGAGCAAGGAACAUAUCGAUUCUUCGAUUAUGAGAGCACAUGGAUGAACCGAAGAAAAGCGGAUUUCAAAUUCGUUUACAAGUUCCUUGAGGACGAUCUCUAAACAGCGGGCUUCGAGCUUUCGUGGGCCCGGCUUAGCUCGCCUUUGGUCUCCCGGCAAAGGGUACGUUUUUGUGAAUGACUUAUUUCUCUCUGCGCCUUGUCUCGUCUUUUUGUUCUCCAAGCCAACAGGGGAAACGGGAACGGUGGUCUUUCGAACUUUCUUGCUCGGUUAAACGCUUGAUUCAGCAAAUUUGGCGCAAGGGCGGGAAACGGAAACGUCCACUGUGUUUUAUUUCUUUUUUUUGAAAGGAGCCCUAGGGUGGAUGGGCACUUUUUCCUCCAUAUCUCUAAGCUCGUGCUCGGAAUUCGGAUUGCGUUGCGUUGUUUCUUCUGUUUUUUGUCUUCCCCAGUCUAAGCUAUCCGGGGUUUCUUGUUCUGCAUGUGCCUCCACCCCAUGGGUCCUGUUUUACCUUGUUGUGAUGACGGAUGCGAAUGCUCCAAAUUUUGUUUCUUGUUUUUCUCUAACACACGUUCCCUUUCCUAACUUGCUCUUGCAUAUGGUUUUAUGAAUGUACAGAGUCAAGACAAGGUAUUUUGCAUCGUGGCCUUUGUAGGUGAUGCCAUCUUUUUUCACAUC
Molecule: messenger RNA, 2548 nt
Organism: Coccidioides posadasii C735 delta SOWgp
Lineage: Eukaryota; Fungi; Ascomycota; Eurotiomycetes; Onygenales; Onygenaceae
Gene: NOT5
Product: general negative regulator of transcription subunit 5
Biological process (GO): nuclear-transcribed mRNA poly(A) tail shortening; regulation of DNA-templated transcription
Cellular component (GO): CCR4-NOT core complex; nucleus; P-body
Source: RefSeq, a predicted model, not a curated record